Messenger RNA from Psylliodes chrysocephalus, 405 nucleotides. The record is from the annotation of a GenBank genome assembly. Lineage: Eukaryota; Metazoa; Arthropoda; Insecta; Coleoptera; Chrysomelidae.
AUGGCGUUUAUGAUUCCUGUCGUAAAGAACGAUUGGGAUAUUUAUAAAGCCAAUCGUUCAAGAAGGGUUUCUGAGUGUUCGAACGCCACAAAUUGCCGUUCUAGAAAAGUGUCAGAAUGUCGAUCAGAAGGUCCAAGCCUAUCCACAUCACCUGGAUCAGAAUUCGUGCCUUCUCCUAUACGAGACCGUGCUUCUGUGCCAGCCAAUAUGUCGUCAUCGAGACAGUACUCAAGAGCCAGUUCCAGAACAAGCGAAAGCAAUCUUCAAAGUCCUAUCAAGAGCAUGGGGUCAUCGCCCCCUAAGAAUGGUUCUGAACCCAAUCUGAACAAGUUUCACAAUAGAUUGUUGGAUAAACUGAAGAAAUCGCUGAGAAGCAAUUCGGAAAGCGAAAAAACCAGUUCAUGA